CCGCGACACAAGCUUCGGAGCUCGAGUGUCAAACGUAAUAAGAGCACUGCUGUGUGUGCUAGCUAACCGAAAUCUAACGUUAGUAAUAUUGUCAUGGUAACAAAUACGUUUUAAAAAAGAUACAGCAGUGUUUAGACUAGAUUAAUAAACGCAUUUAACGGAACAAUCACGAGCUGAGAGAGUGAUAUAACAGACUCUAAGUUUCCUGUUCUUGUUGCUGGCAGCGCCAUGGAGGAACAAGAAAACAACAUGAUAGAGGUGACUGUGAAAACUCUGGACUCUCAGAGCAGAAGCUAUACUGUGAGCCCACAGAUGACAGUAAAGGAGUUUAAAGAGCAUAUAUCUCCCUCAGUGGGUAUACCCAUUGACAAACAGAGGCUAAUCUACCAGGGACGAGUGCUUCAAGAUGAGAAAUCUCUGGCAGAAUAUAAUGUACAUGGUAAAGUCAUUCACCUGGUGGAGCGAGCCCCACCACAGACGACUCAGGCAGGAUCAGGCUCAGGUGGAGUACCUGGGACUUCAGGAAGCUCACAGACCGGAAGCACCACAACUCCUCAGGCCAUGCCUCAUGGAGCCACACAUGAUCGCAAUGCUAAUAGCUACGUUAUGCUUGGUACUCUUAAUCUCCCAGUGAACGUCAUGGACCCCCAGCAAAUUCAGAUGUCUAUCCAGCAGAUAAUGGCAGGCCUCGGGGAGGGUGUUGGGAAUACACGAAUGAGCAGCAGCAAUGGGAACAAUGGCUCAGUGAAUGUGCAUGUUGAUAUGGAUCAGACCCUGCAGAGUGAGCCCAGGCUGCGGCUCCUCCUGGCUGAAAAUCUGUUGCGAGACACCAUCGCCCUGAUUGAGAGACUGGAGGCUCAGCCCAUGGAUGGUUCCUCAGCUCAAGAUUCAGCAGCUCCUCCUUCUUCCUCCACCUCUACACCAUCUCCUCCUGUCCAACCCAUGGACACAUCCCCACCUGCUUCCAGCUCACCUCCCUCAUCCUCUACCUCUACUCAGACUGACAAUGAACCUCGUCCUCCUAAUCCUCCUUCAGGACCCAACCACCCUAGUCCUGCAGAAAUGGUUGAGAUGUUAGGAGAGCUGAGAAGAGUAGAAGAGAGGCUCCAGCCGUUCAUCCAGAGAGCUCACUCCAUCCUGGAGGCCGCCACAGCUGCUGAUUACAACAACAAUACACAGGAGAGAGAGGAGGACCAGCAAGUCCUAAACCUUGUGGGAGAAGCUUUUCGGCUCUUAGGAAAUGCCCUGGUUGCUCUUGGGGAUCUCCGAUGUAAUCUGUCGAGUGCACCUCCUCGUCACCUGCAUGUGAUUCGGCCCAUGUCUUACUACACUUCCUCUGUUCUGCCACCAGGUGGAGCACAUCACAUGCCUGUACAGGUUAACCUGGGGACCACAGUGACCAUGUCAGCUAACGGCAGGCCACCAGCUGAAAGUCAACCUCAACCUGCUGACCCAUCAGAACAACAAGGGCAGGGACCAACGCCCACCCCACAGCCAGGUAUGGCCAAUCCGCAGACUGGACAGCCAGGGCCCAGAGUGAUACGCAUAAGCCAUCAAACCAUGGAGCCAAUGGUGAUGAUGCAGAUUAACAUUGAUGAUAAUGGAAGCAAUGCCCAGGUAACUGGACAGCAGAAUGCUGCUGGUACAGGACAGACUGCAGGCACCGCUCCUAUACAUAUACCUGGUUUACCUCCAGAGUUCAUGCAAGCCAUUGUAAAUCAAGUUACUCAACAAGCAAUGGCUAUGGCAAAUGCUGCUGCUACUCAACAUGGACAACAAACCCCAAGCCCUGCCACGGGCCCCACCCCGGCCAGUACAGGUCCCACUCCUCCAGGCACAGGCACAACCCCUGCCAGUGCUGGUCCCACCCCUCCAGGCACAGGUCCCGUCCCUCCAGGUACUGGUCCCACCCCUUCCAGCACUGGUCCCACCCCUGCAGCCAGAGGCCCUGCCCCUGCUGGCACAGGACCCAUGCCAGCUAGUACAGGUCCUACACCCCCACCUUUUCCUCCUCACCCUCAUCAAGCAAGGUUUGUAUUCACCUUGCCUUCCUUUCCCCACCGCAUGGCGAAUCCUUCCUUUACCACCAGAGGAACCACCAUCAACCUGAGAACGGCUGUUCCUCCUAUGAUGGGCCAGCAUCCGGGCCAGCCUACACCCAUGAAUCCAGCUGCUAUUAAUCAAAUGAUUAGUGGAAUGAUGGGACAGCUUUUGGCAGGGGUUUCAGGCCAGAUGACCAAUGAGGCCACUACCUCUUCUUCCUCCUCCUCUUCCUCCCACACAUUCACAUUUUCCAGCUCAUCUUCCCCUUCAACAUCAUCCACAUCCUCAUCCCAUUCCACAUCAUCAUCAUCCUCCUCCUCAACCUUUCGCCCCACAUCUGAGCCUACCGCCAACUCCCCAGGACCCACACACUCCACAAGCACCACUGCAAACUCUGCUCCCCAGGCUGGACCACCCCCCAGGCCUGCUCAGGGUCCUCCUCUAAUAGGCAACUUGGACCAGCUUCUAGGCUCUGUCCUCGGAGGUGUGGCUGCUGCCGGACAGGCUGUAGGAGAAAAUCCCUCCGUUACUGUGACAAUGCCAGGAAUACCUGCCUUCCUUCAGGGAGUCACUGACUUCAUUCAGGCAUCACAGCAGAGCCAUGUCCAGCCCCCUACAGCUCCACCAUCAGGCCCUGCUCCUGCUCCUGCUCCUGCUCCUGCUCCUCCAACUGCUGAAACCCAAACACCUGCAGGAGGCACCGCAGCUGAGGACGUCCUGAACACAGAGCUGUUUACAGGGAUUGUGCAGGGGGUCCUGUCCAGUAUGAUGGGCUCUCUAGGUGCCCAACAGAACAAUACCGAGAGUAUUGCUCAGUUCAUACAGAGACUCUCUCAGACCAGCAACAUUUUCACCCCCAGCACAGGAGAAGCAAUGGGUUUCUUUGGCGACCUGUUGACUCUUGUGUGCCAAAACUUCUCCAUGGUGGACAUGGUGUUGCUGCUCCAUGGUCAGUCUCAGCCAUUAAGCCGUAUCCAGCCCCAGCUAGCCCAGUUCUUCACAGAACACUACCUGCAGGGUAGAGAGGCCACUGAAGCCAACAUUGCAGCAGCUGCUGAAAAUCUAAUUGGGGAACUAGAUGAAUACAUCACAGAGAGUUUUUCAUCAGUUACAGUACGGGAUGGGGUGGACAUCACUCAGACGAACCGAGCAUUUCUAAGACAGCAACUUACUGAAAUUGCAACACACAUCCUGCAAUGCACAGAUCCGACAUUUGGACCACAUUUGCUGCAGCUGUGUAAUCGUGCACUAUUCGAGUGUCUGGCCCUCAAUCUGUUUUGCCUGAGAGGAGAACAGGCUGCUCUUACUGGAGUCAUCAACAAUCGCAUCAGGACCAUGUCAGCAGAGGUGAACCCCAGUGUGGUAAACUGGUUGACCAGUAUGAUGACUAUGAGACUGCAGGUUAUUCUGGAGCACAUCCCAGUCACAGAGGAGCAAAUCAUGCAUUAUGUUGUCCACACUCAGAGUGAAGCAGAGGCACGUGAGACAGAAAGUCAUCCUAUGGAGAUGGAAGACACUCUCUCUCCCACUCCAGCAACCACAGCAGAGGAGGUCAUGGUAAGCUCUCAGGAAGAAGGAGCAGUUGGAGGUUCAGCCGGAGAGACAGAGGAAGCAGCAGGUGGAGAGGAGCCGGGAGAAGAAGCUGAGGCCUGGGCAGCUGCUUUACCUCCUGAGUGGGUGCCAAUCAUCAGACAGGAUAUAAACAACCAGAGGAAGAUGAAGGCUCAGCCACCUCUAUCUGACGCAUAUCUGCAAGGGAUGCCUGCAAAGCGCAGAAAGACGGCACAGAGCGAUGGUCCCAGACUCACACUCUCUGAGGCAGUGAGCCAAGCAGCGAGGUCAGUCGGUGCCACACCUGUCACAUCACCCAGUGCCUUACAGGAAGACCUCGAGAGACCAGAACUACAAGAGGCAUAUGCACAACAGAUGACAAAAGACAUCAAACAACGAGUGAAAGAGGACCCCAAUUUCAACUCUAGAAGGUUUCCCAACACACAUAUGGUCUUCUCACCCGACUCAUAAUCAGCAUAUAUUUCUGCUCCAUGGCUCUUCUUCCUAAACUGCAUGUAUAUGCUCUUCCUGGUUUCUUUUUAAUUAUUUGAGUUUAAACAAGAUAUAAAAUUUUGAAACUAUCUGAAUGUUUUAUGCUGUCUUAUUACUUACGACUCUGGUAUUAAAGUAUUAGACAAGUCUGCACCAUGGAUUGUUGGCCAAUGACCGUUUUGCUUCUGUUAAUAAAAGAACGAACAGCUGGAACUUGGAAAAGAAGGGAAAAUAAAAGAUAAUGUCAAGGCUAUAACCUGUAUACGCCAGCCAUGACGCCUUUCAUUUCACAGAUCCUGUCAUGACACAAUGCUAAUUAAACUGCUUCUUUAUGGUCCACACGUCAA
Molecule: messenger RNA, 4433 nt
Organism: Clarias gariepinus (North African catfish)
Lineage: Eukaryota; Metazoa; Chordata; Actinopteri; Siluriformes; Clariidae
Gene: bag6
Product: BCL2 associated athanogene 6
Exons: 25
Coding region: 229-4065 (1278 amino acids)
Cellular component (GO): BAT3 complex
Molecular function (GO): polyubiquitin modification-dependent protein binding; misfolded protein binding
Source: RefSeq, a predicted model, not a curated record